Messenger RNA from Trichosurus vulpecula (common brushtail), 785 nucleotides. RefSeq names its product cytochrome c oxidase subunit 4 isoform 2, mitochondrial. The coding region runs from base 72 to 611 and encodes 179 amino acids. The transcript is spliced from 5 exons. Gene Ontology annotation, biological process: mitochondrial electron transport, cytochrome c to oxygen. The record is from RefSeq and is a predicted model, not a curated record. NCBI's taxonomy places the organism in Eukaryota, Metazoa, Chordata, Mammalia, Diprotodontia, Phalangeridae.
CCCGCCUCUAAGAGCAGCUGUUCUCCACCUCUAUCUCUCCCUGGGCGAGUGAGCUGAGUGGUCCUGCCCUGAUGCCAAAAGUGAUGCUCACUCUGCCCUACUCUCCCUGGUUCACCUUGGUGAGGAGAGGAGCCAUGGGGGUCCAAAGCAUCCGGCAGGCCCAUGGCUCAGGAGAUACUGCCUGCAGCCAGAAGAUGCCUCCCUACACAAACUACCAUGCAGAGCGCAAUUACCCCAUGCCAGAAGAGCCCUUCUGUAGUGAGCUGAGCCCCCAGCAGCGGGCGCUGAAGGAAAAGGAGAAAGGACCAUGGAAGCAGCUUACAGAUGCUGAGAAGGUGGCCCUUUAUAGAAUGCAGUUCCAUCAGACCUUUGCAGAGAUGAACCGACCAUCCAAUGAAUGGAAGACGGUGUUGGGGGGAGUCUUCUUUUUCUUUGGCUUCACUGGACUCCUGAUAUGGUGGCAGCGGCUAUAUGUAUUUCGGGAGAAGCCCAUCACAUUGUCUGAGGACUGGAAGUCCAAACAGUUGCAGCGGGUAUUGGACAUGAAGGGAAAUCCAAUUCAAGGCUUGGCUUCCCAGUGGGACUAUGCUCAGAACAACUGGAAGAAGUGACUCUCCAGCCUGAACUUUCCUGGCUCAUCCUUUCCAAGCCAACAGGCCUGUGCCCACCCAACCCCAUUCUUGGGCCAGCUCCAGCUGGAUGAUUCUCUCUAUUCCCUUCACUCCCUUCCCCUCCCCUCCUUUCCUCUAUCUGCAUCUCUUCCCAAAACCUUUUUUCCUCAAUAA